Messenger RNA from Ahaetulla prasina, 1414 nucleotides. Its product is annotated as dehydrogenase/reductase SDR family member 4-like. Gene Ontology annotation, molecular function: carbonyl reductase (NADPH) activity. NCBI's taxonomy places the organism in Eukaryota, Metazoa, Chordata, Lepidosauria, Squamata, Colubridae. The record is from RefSeq and is a predicted model, not a curated record. Bases 103 to 936 code for a protein of 277 amino acids. The transcript has 8 exons.
CCUCUUUCCCCUUUUGCUUGCAAGAAAGCCAGCAAUUCGGAGUUUGCAAACGGGGCGGUGGGCGCAUUGCAAGCGGAGCUGCGCGGGAUCCUACAAGGAGGCAUGCAAAGAGCGCUGCUCUCCGGCGGCCGCCUUGCUUGGACCCCCUUGGCGAGGAUGAGCAGCGGGGGCCCGGCCGGCCGCUCCCUGGCCGAGAAAGUGGCCCUGGUGACGGCUUCCACCGAAGGAAUUGGCUUAGCCAUCGCACGGCGGCUGGCACAAGACGGGGCACACGUGCUGGUGAGCAGCCGGAAGCAGGCCAAUGUGGACCGGGCGGUAGCCGAAUUGCAGGCCGAGAAACUCAGCGUGUCGGGGUCCGUGUGCCACGUGGGGAAGGCGGAAGACAGGCGGCGCCUCGUGGACACGGCCGUUGAGCGCUACGGGGGAAUUGAUAUUUUGGUCAGCAACGCAGCCGUGAACCCAUUUUUCGGAAGUAUAUUGGACGCCUCCGAGGAAGUCUGGGACAAGAUAUUGGAUAUCAACGUAAAGGCCACAGCACUGCUAGCCAGCCUGGUAGUUCCUCAUAUGCAGAAAAGGGGAAGCGGAUCCAUCGUCAUCGUAUCAUCCCUGGCUGGAUAUAUGCCAUUUCCAAGCCUCGGGCCUUACAACGUCAGUAAGACGGCCCUCCUGGGUUUGACACGCAACCUGGCCAGCGAACUGGCCCCGCACAACAUCCGUGUCAACUGUCUGGCGCCCGGCCUCAUCCGCACAAAAUUCAGCUCGGCUUUUUGGCAGGACGAAAACGCAGAACGCGGAAUAUUGGAAAACAUGCGAGUAAAGAGGAUCGGAGUCCCAUCAGACUGUUCGGGCAUCGUCUCUUUCCUUUGCUCCGCCGAUGCCGAGUACAUCAACGGGGAGACGGUGGUGGUGGCUGGUGGCGCCUCUUCCCGUCUUUAACCAGGAGAUCGUGGUGUCUACCGUCGUUCAGCUAUGACGACGGAUCAGAUAAUCGCACAAGGGGGACCUCAGAAAAUAAGAUGUGGGGGUGAUUGGGGAUGGUGUCCCAGCUGGGAUGGUGGUUGGGUCAGCUUCAAAGGGAGAAGGAGGUCAACUUUCUUGAGAAGAAGUGAUGACCACCAAAACAUGGACCUCCGGCUACCUAGGUUUGGGCGGGUGGGUGUCUCCUGUUGGAUUUUAGGUGGAAAACAACAACCGUCGGAUUGUAGGUGGAAAAUACCGUUGCGCACGACUGAGGUUGAAGGACUCUCGCACACACGUGCGUGCAAGGAGACACCCAACUCCCCAUGCACAAGCUCGCUCCGAGCUGCGUUGAGUGAAAGGUGGCUAGUUUUUGAUCCUGGUUUGUUUGAAACGUCAUCGUCGCUCUUGGAGGUUGGGGAAGGGAGAUGUGUGUGGGAGUGGGCUUCUUGGGAAA